UAGUUACUUGGGUUUCACUGGUGCACAUUAUAUCUACAUAGGGGCAAUGAUUCGCCUGGUGUUAGUGUGUGGCCUGUUGAGCUUAUUUGCUCCAUCUGUGCACGGAACUGACUGCCCCGGAGGACUUGUGAGAUGUCCUAGUUUCAUGACAUGUUGUGAGCUUGCUAAUAAAGAGUAUGGCUGCUGCCCCUUCCCAGACGCCAUGUGCUGUCAAGAUCACGUCCACUGCUGCCCUCAGAAUAUGCAGUGCGAUGUAGCCCAGCAGACCUGUAAGAAGAAUGGGUCGCCGCUACAGUUCUACUGGAGAGUCCCCAUCCAGCCUGAGCUCAUUGAGUCCAAUGAGGAACUGCCGAAGGAAACCAUUCCCGAGGAGAGCAAUCAUCUGCCUGAAGUUAGAGGUGACAUCUGUCCUGAUGGCCACCCUUGCCCAAACAUCUUCACAUGUUGCAAGAUGUACAAAGGUGGAUACGGUUGCUGCCCCUUUGAAAAUGCCCAGUGUUGCUCUGAUGGAUUCCACUGCUGCCCUGUUGGAAGCCAGUGCAAUGCCACCACAGGAGGAUGUGAUCACAAAACCCACAAGUUCACCCUGGACCCUUACCCUCUCCCUGUUAAGAAGGCAACUGAGAAACCAAAAGCAGGACUUGGAUCACGGCCUCUUCGCAGUGGAAUCUCAGAUCCAGGUGGCAAGUGUCCCGAUGGCCAUCCUUGUCCUGAUAAGUUCACAUGUUGCAAAGUCCCUGACCAAGGCUAUGGUUGCUGCCCUUACUCAGAAGCUGUGUGCUGCACAGACUACAUUCACUGCUGUCCGAAGGGCACCAACUGCAAUACAACCCUUGGCACAUGUGAUGUGGAGAAGAGGGAGUCCCUUUCAGUACCAGCAUUCUCACUGCUAACAAAACAACUGGCCCAUGUUCCUCAUAUUCCCAAGAAAGAGAAAGUACAGAAAACAGCAUCGAAUGUCUCAACUGUUGUGUGUCCUGAUGAGCGUUACCUGUGCCCUGAUGGAAACACCUGUUGUCAGCUUCAGUCUGGAGCUUAUGGAUGCUGCCCUAUGGAUCAUGCAACAUGCUGCAGUGACCAUAUGAACUGCUGUCCCCAUGGUUAUAGAUGUGUUACUGGUGGUUGCGAGCUGAACCCAGACCACGACGAUGCUCCCUUACUUAGGAAAGUCACCCCUGCUAAGAGGACUGCUGAGAAACAACCACAGCAGACAGAUGAAGAUUUACAAAUUGUAAUAUGCCCAGACAAGCUCUCAGUUUGCCCCGAUGAGAACACCUGUUGUGAUGUUGGCGGUGGUUUUUAUGGAUGUUGCCCAAUGCCAGAGGCAACAUGCUGUGAAGACAAGGCUCACUGCUGCCCCCACGGCUACCGCUGUUCUCCUGCGGGUUGUGAGAAGGCCACGGAAGAUGGUCUUCAGCUGGUCCAUCUUCAUUUCACAAAUGUCUCCGAGAGCAUAGGAGAAGUAAAGAGUUACAAGGAACCAGAGAACGACGUGAUCUGUCCUGACAAGGAGUUCACCUGCCCUGAUGGAAAUACUUGCUGCAGUGUUGGUGGCGGAGAGUAUGGAUGCUGUCCAAUGCCUAAGGCAACUUGCUGCAGCGACCAGGAGCACUGUUGUCCUCAUGGCUACAUUUGCAAAGAUGGAGGAUGCGAGAGAAAACCAGGAUCGCCUUUCGCCCUACCAGCAGUUACCUCAAAGUUGUCCCUGACGAAAGAAAAAAAUGGAAAUGAGAGAGACUAUCCACAAGUGAUGCUGUUGCCAUAAAGAAAAUGUUGCCUCUAAUUUUCUUCUCUUCAUUUCUCCCAGUCUUCCCUUACAGAGGUGAAGGAGUAGGUUAUUCUAUCAGAUUUUGUGACCAUUGUUCAGAAGAUACACACAAUGCUCAGUAGAUAUAAAAAAAAUCAGUAUUCAUCUUGUUUAACUUUGUCAGCAUUAUGCACUACUCUUUUUCCUUUCUUGUCAUAGGAUUGUUUCAAGCACAUUUUGAGUUUUCAUGAACCAUUUUUGUAGUUAAAUGUGAUGGAUAAUUUUAUACAUUUUAGGUAGAAGUGUGAAUGGUAGAUGGAUACUGUAUUUCCAACCAUAAAGCUAAAUAGGUCUUAUUUUCUGGCACUUAUUUGAGUUUUGAUAUUAUAAGAGAAUCUGUUAAUGUUUUCUUCACAAACUUUCCAAACGUGUCUCAGUCAAGUGGAGAAAUUAGCUGUUAAGUCUUCUUCUUCUUCCUCUUCCUCUUCUUCGUCUUCGUCUUCUUCUUUUACACUGGGCAUUAUGUAAUGGGACAUAUUUGAAAAUAGAACAUUCUGUUUUCCAAAAAUUAAGAUUAUGAACAUAAAAUGCAUGUUUUGUAUUUUAUAUAUUUUGAAUUAUGCUUGGAAUAUUUUUGGUGAUGUAUAUUUUUAGUUCUAGGUUUUGUCAUGAUAACUAAGGAGAAUUUAGAAGUAGUAGAUAUUGUAUAGGAAAAUUUUUAUUCAGAAUUAGGGUAAUAACAUACAGGUUAAAUACCUGUUCUAUAAUGUUUUUGGUUUUUACUGUUCAUAUUUUUACACUUAAUAAAAUUAUUGUUGCAA
Penaeus chinensis is the source of this 2568-nucleotide messenger RNA. Its product is annotated as progranulin-like. The transcript has 13 exons. The coding region runs from base 47 to 1765 and encodes 572 amino acids. Gene Ontology annotation, cellular component: extracellular region. The record is from RefSeq and is a predicted model, not a curated record. Lineage: Eukaryota; Metazoa; Arthropoda; Malacostraca; Decapoda; Penaeidae.